Messenger RNA from Cuscuta campestris, 1311 nucleotides. NCBI's taxonomy places the organism in Eukaryota, Viridiplantae, Streptophyta, Magnoliopsida, Solanales, Convolvulaceae. The record is from the annotation of a GenBank genome assembly.
CAAAAAUGGGGCCAGAGAUUUCUCCAGAUCCACUAAGACCAAGCUGAAGCCGCCUGGGAAGAAAGAGCAUGAAGACGCCGCCGUUCCCGAUAACUCCCUUGACCGUCUUCUUCUCGUUCACUCCGAACUCUCCUCCAUCGUCGGACAGAUCGAUGAACUUGUUGUGCAAGCACUACAGAGCAAGAAAGAAAUGAAGGAAAUCAACUCUUUUGCAGAUUUCCUGUCUGAAAUGCAAGCAUCUUUGAAGCAAUGGGUUCCUAGAUUCCAGAAAUCACUUUCUGACCCUUCUGGCUCUGAAAACAUGCCAGAACCGCCACCGCCUACAAGUAACAAAGUUGCAGACAGUCCUGAGCAGUAUAAAUGGGACUCAUUGGUUUGUUCAUCACCACUAGUUUCUUGGCGUGGAGAUUGCAUUUCUGAAUGUGAAAGACAACUCUUUCUCCUUACCCCUUUGCAUCAACAACCUAAUGGAUUUUUAUCCAAACUCAAGGAAUCAUCUAAACCGGGAUUUGAGGAGAUUAGAACGGAGCAAAUAGCUCAGAUGCCCUCAGUUUUUGAAGAAAUCCUGGACGUGGGCAACAAUAAUAUGCUUGGUAGUGUGAAACCAGAGAAGUCCUACAUACUAAUGACCCCUUGCUUGAAAGUAUCACCACCCAAGUCAUGUGUAGUGCUUGAACCUGUGUCGGAAUAUCGUAAAGGCAGUCUUAAGUUUCGUAAAUCAACUCCAUAUCCAGUUGCAGUGGAGUCCUCAGAUGGAUCUCAAGAUUCAGAACCCUCGGAUGAUCUUAAUGUGAAAUAUCCCGAACUCUUUGGGAUUAAACUGGGAAAUAAGUUUGAGAACAGAUGGAAGUUAGCCGAAGAAUCACCAAAGUGGUCUCCUCCCAAAACAUGUGCUCUCUUGAAACCACAAGAGGAUGCUGCACCCAGAGACUGUUCGGUUCCAUUAACUGCUCCCAAUCCUAAUCAGAAAAACUUGUUGCCGAGGAGCAAUAAUGCCCGAGUUGGUAGAGUGUGUGAAUUUGUUGAAAGCUGCACUCCCAUGGCAAAAGAACCCGAGAGCUGUAUUAAGACAGGGAAACAACGUCAUCAUCCGGGUGAGAACACUUUGAAGAGAGAACUGUGGACCAAGUUUGAAGCAGCGUCUACACGUGCAACGUGCUUUGAUCCAUUGCCUGCUAUGCAGAAGAUGAAUCUGCAUAAGGGGUUUUUGGACAGGCUGGAUGAGGCUUCUUCUGAUGAAUGAAGGGUGAAAAAAUGUUAAUUGGGACAAAAUUGUAAAAUUGUUUAAAAUAAAAAAUAUGUAGAAUACUA